Hyaloscypha bicolor E is the source of this 2226-nucleotide messenger RNA. RefSeq lists its product as uncharacterized. The transcript has a single exon. Lineage: Eukaryota; Fungi; Ascomycota; Leotiomycetes; Helotiales; Hyaloscyphaceae. The record is from RefSeq and is a predicted model, not a curated record. The coding region runs from base 126 to 1847 and encodes 573 amino acids.
CUCAAAUGCAAAACACGUAUGAUUACAAUCAAAUCAGUUGCAGAUCGGCCCUGGAGAACCCUCUCAGGAUCAAUCACGUCCCAGAAAUCCUCGUUCGGGUGCAAUGAAAACGCGACUAGCUGUUCAUGGCAAAUGGGCGGCCACGGUCGAACAGCACGAGGACACGCCAGAGACAACAGCAAACCGUCAAGAUCCUUCGAUUAUCCUGGCCACAGUUCUCGAGCUCCGGAGGCAAAGCAGACUCCGGGGCCGUGGACAUUGAGAAAGACAUAGCAGGCAGAGUGUUUGUCGUGGAGGAAGGAAGUCUAGAGGAGCUGAAGCAAGAGUCCAGUCCAGACAUCACUCGAGUUGAUGGAUAUGCUGGAACGUCAUUCUUUCUGGAUAAUGAAUUCAGUAGAAUGGUCGACUCGCCAGCUCGAAGCUGGAGUGGAAGCGCAAGCAACGAAAAAACACCACGAAUUGAACCCGCAGACGCCUCGCGCCCUCCCCCAUCUCCCCAACUCCUAACGAAAGACACAGGCCGGCAAGAUUCCGCAUACGAGUCCAUCAGAGGGAAUCAUGACGAAAACCCUAAGAUCGGCCCCGAUAUACAAUCAAGAAACAUUCGCGCAAGGGAGAGGGUAGAGAUCCUGCGAGGUCGAGUGUUGCGGUCUCGUCGAGAUAUAAAUGAGAAGAGGGAGGAGGUGCAAACACUUCGCGAGAAAUUCCGCGACGCGACGGACAAAUUGAUGCGAUUUUUGAACGAGUUCAUGGUGCAGGAAAGCGACAGGAAUCGAGCCGCCCUGAUCCCAUACUAUGAGCAGGUGCGCGCUUCACAAGACCAACUUGGCCCCGCAGAGGACGACUAUGAUAUCCUUGAGAUCCGUCUCAUCCGGGAAGAAGCUGAGCUGGAGCAGGAAGAGACGCGAUUUUACACGUCUAACAACAUUGUUCUUCGCCUUCAUCCAGACGACAAGCUCGACGAGCAAUUGACACCCCUCAUUAAACCAUACGAACCAGAAGAUGUUGAAUAUGAGAAUCUGGAUCUAGAAAAUGAGCUUGUGAAGGAGUAUCUUGCUUUAGUUGCAGAAGCUGACCAUCUUGGCGGCGAGCUCGAUUCACUUGAGGACGAGCAGUAUCGACUUAGUCAGGACCUUUCACUUCGUAUGAGAUAUAAAAUCCCAAUUACGGAACAAACAUCAACUUUUCUUUUCGAAUUUCCUCAAGCUCAUAAGCAACUUCUCCAGCAACUCCACGAUGUUGAAGACAAACUCUAUGACCUUCGCGAUCGUUGUAUUGCCGAGCACCUCUUCGCCGAAUCUGAACACCUCUACGUACCUCACAACGCGCUCGUCGAAGAGAUAAAUGAAUCAAUGAACGAUGCCAGAGAUCGAAGAUCACUACGCACAGCAGCGCUGCACCAUAACAUCGCUACUCAUCUGCAAGAUACUGAUUUUGCGGACAAGAAGGAUUAUGUGAAUUCGUGGCUAUUGGAUUGGAUUCAAGACUCAUCGCUCGACGCCUUGAGACUCAAGGAUAUCAUCUAUUCACAAUACCCACAGGAUGGGAGACAACUUCAGGAUGACGACUGGUCAGAGCUUGCGUUGGAUUUCUGGAACCGGGACGAGCCUGGGAAGUCCGCAAUACAGAAGAACGUUCUGAGUACAAUGGAUGUACUGGGCACAGGCACCAGCGGAUAUGAUCUUAGCUUGAUGGUCGAUCUCGGGGGAAGUGAAGCAGCUUCGUACACUGCCCAAAGAAUGAGCUCAGGAAUGCGGCAAGAGGAAGUCUCCUCGGAUGUUGGACUGGUCAUCCGUAUGGGUCCGCCGCUCCCUCAACAAGGGAGACCCAGACGGUCUAGCUUAUGAAAAACCUUUGUCUCCAAUUUGAACCUUAAACUUUCUUCUCUUCCCACCAUCACGAUUGCCAGUGGAAUAGGACGGGGAAAGCGUACAGAGACGUCCCGGGAAGUAGAAUCAAGGUGGAUCCCCCUUUUGCGACUGUGGCUGUGUGUUAUCUACGCGAACAAAUAUCCCCCUUCUCUGUAUAUGAGCACUCUGAAGACGAACUCUCUACAAGGGCAAGACUUGUUCUGAGGGUGGAGUUUAGAGAAUGUUGGACACCAACUCGUCAAGUCGAGAUACUGAAUUUUUGUUUUUCCAUUACACCACUCUUAAUCCCCACCGGCCAGCGACGGCAAAGGAUAGAAAUAUAGAUCCACAACAUUCAAUAUUUAUCUAUCUUCAU